Messenger RNA from Neoarius graeffei (lesser salmon catfish), 1263 nucleotides. RefSeq lists its product as uncharacterized. Bases 1 to 1206 code for a protein of 401 amino acids. The transcript has 8 exons. NCBI's taxonomy places the organism in Eukaryota, Metazoa, Chordata, Actinopteri, Siluriformes, Ariidae. Gene Ontology annotation, molecular function: deSUMOylase activity. The record is from RefSeq and is a predicted model, not a curated record. Gene Ontology annotation, biological process: protein desumoylation. Gene Ontology annotation, cellular component: nucleus.
AUGACAGCAGUUAAAGAACAGGCUGAGGAAAACAUUAGAAAGUCCCAAGAGAAACAGAAGGAGGCAUAUUCAAGAAAAGUAAUGAAGUUCAAAAACCUUAAGUACAGCAUUGGUGAUGAGGUACUUCUGUGUAACAUGAGGAAGCACGGAAGGAAGGGAGGCAGGAUUGAAGUGGAUUUCUCUGGACCUUAUAUGAUGCAAGCAAUUAGCGGUAGGCUUGUCACGCUAAGUACGUCUCAAGGAGCUACUCUGAAAAACAAAUACAACAUCAACCACAUAAAACCCUAUAGAAGAAGCGCAUCUACAGAUGUACGAGACCAGACUGGCCCUGUGCCUAGUAAGGUUGACAUCACGAAGACAUCUGAUGUGUUCCCUGAAAUCUGCCCUCUGCCUUCAACAAAUCAACAGUCUGAACGGCCUUCUGUUAUUCAGUUUUGUGGCAAAAUGCCAGCAGAACACACUGAUACAGAUAAACAGGUAGACAAUACAGUAGCUGAAGUGCAGGAAAUGGACCAUAUUCCGCCAAAGAUUAACCGCAGCAUCCAGCAAGAAGUGAAGGAACUCUGGGCGGCUAAAGACCGCGGCAAAGUUGAAGUAGUUGUUGGAUCAUAUUCACUGUACCAAUCCUCUUUCCGUACGCUGCAAGGAUCAGGAUGGCUUUCAGAUGAAGUUAUUGAUGCGUACAUUCACCACUUGCUACAACAACACAAGGAAGCCAUAUUUCAUCUCAGUGCCGUUGUGGCAAGCGCCCUCUUCUUUAAUGGACAGUUUAGAUGUCUCCAUAAGAUGAAAUUCCCAGCUGAGGAUGUUUGGCUGUGUCCUGUGAAUGUUACAGCACAUUGGAUUCUUGUGGUUGUGAACAUGGCAGAGAAGUCACUUACUGUAAUUGACCCAAUGGGAAAUGAGGAUGCCUACAACAGGAAGAUUCUGAGGAACUGGCGAAACUUUCUGAGGAAUAGGACAAGCGAGGAGUCCAAAUAUGCGUGGACGGUGAAAACCAUGAACCACAACAACCAGAUGGAUGGCAGCAGUUGUGGGGUUCUAGUGUUGAAGUACACCGAAGAAUUGCUUCAGAGUGGACACAUUUAUGAUGUGCAAACAACUGCAGAAGCCGUCAGUGGGCACAGGAUGAGCAUAGCCUGUUCACUGCUAAAACACACACGUGCACACACAGACACACACAGGGGAGGGUGUUCUGAAACAUGACAUGGUCCACAUGCAGCCUGCUGGGCCAUUUCAUCCAAGCCCUCCUAUCAAUUAGCC